CACCCCUUAACCCCCCGUCCGCCUGUCUGUGGGUCUGCCCGGGUUAGCGAGCCAGCUGGCUGGGGUCAGGCUGGGUGGGGUGAGAGCUAAGGAAUUUCCCUGGUUUCUUUUCGUGCCGGGUUGGGGGUAGGGGGCUCAGGGCUGAUCCAGCCACCGAAGGGUGGGGAAUCCCAGUGAGAUUGGGCCCGGCGAGCUGCCUCAUCUCCCGGCUGGGGAAGCCAGGACCAAACCCCCAGCCGCCUUGUUCGUCUCCCCAUCCCUCCCAUCCCCCCGCAAACCUCUCAUCUCUGUCCCCCGUGGAUCCAGAUCACGGAUCGAGGAAGCGGUUGCUCUGAGUGUGCCAGCCCGCACCAGAUGCCGGCUUGCCUCCCCGCCAGACCUCGGCCUGGUUCUGUCAAGCCGCAUAUCCUUCGUCCCUUCCUGCACUGAACUCCGGAGCAAAUGGGGCUUGAGCUGAUGUCUGCCCCUCCCGCCAGCUCGCCCUCCUGCUGCUCUCGCCGCCGCCGCCGCCGCCGCAGCAGCAGCGUUGGGAUAGGGCUUGCCGAGGCCGAAGGCGGAGGACCCAGCGAGGGCAACGCGGACUAUGGCGGACGCCGACGAAGCCUUUGGUCUCCCCCAUACGCCCCUGGAGGCCGAAUCUAAGGAGAUGCCUCCCGAGGCCAAGCAGGAGAACCCUCUGGGGAGCAGCAGCAAAGCCCCCGCGUCCCCUCAGGCGGCUUUCACCCAGCAGGGCAUGGAGGGGAUCAAAGUGUUUUUACACGAGCGAGAACUGUGGCUGAAAUUUCAUGAAGUGGGGACCGAAAUGAUCAUCACUAAAGCAGGAAGGCGUAUGUUCCCCAGUUACAAAGUCAAGGUCACUGGACUGAAUCCCAAAACGAAGUACAUCCUGCUCAUGGAUAUUGUACCAGCUGACGACCACAGAUACAAAUUUGCAGAUAAUAAAUGGUCUGUGACUGGGAAAGCAGAGCCUGCCAUGCCUGGACGGCUGUAUGUGCACCCCGAUUCUCCAGCCACAGGUGCCCACUGGAUGCGGCAGCUGGUCUCUUUUCAGAAACUGAAGCUCACCAAUAAUCAUCUGGACCCAUUUGGACAUAUUAUACUGAAUUCCAUGCAUAAAUACCAGCCUAGACUGCACAUCGUGAAAGCAGACGAAAAUAAUGGAUUUGGCUCGAAAAACACAGCCUUCUGCACUCAUGUCUUCCCAGAGACGGCUUUUAUCGCUGUGACCUCCUACCAGAAUCACAAAAUCACCCAAUUAAAGAUCGAGAACAAUCCUUUUGCCAAAGGAUUCCGGGGAAGCGAUGAUAUGGAGCUUCACAGAAUGUCAAGAAUGCAAAGUAAAGAGUAUCCAGUGGUUCCCAGGAGUACAGUGAGACAGAAGGUCACUGCCAAUCAUAGCCCCUUUAGUGGGGAGGCCCGAGUUCUUGCAACCUCUUCCAACUUGGGAUCCCAGUACCAGUGUGAGAAUGGCGUCUCCAGUACCUCCCAGGAUCUGCUACCCCCUCCCAACCCAUACCCACUGUCUCAGGAGCAUGGCCAAAUUUACCAUUGCACCAAGAGAAAAGAUGAGGAAUGUUCCACCACUGAUCAUCCCUACAAAAAGCCCUACAUGGAGACGUCCCCCACCGAAGAAGAUCCCUUCUAUAGGUCCAGUUACUCCCAGCAGCAGGGGCUGAAUCCCUCCUACAGGACUGAGUCUGCCCAACGCCAAGCCUGCAUGUAUGCCAGCUCUGCUCCCCCCACAGACUCCGUGCCCAGCCUGGAAGACAUUAGCUGUAAUACGUGGCCCGCCAUGCCUUCGUACAGCAGCUGUACAGUGACCGCCAUGCAGUCUGUGGAUAGACUCCCCUACCAGCAUUUCUCAGCCCACUUCACUUCGGGGCCCUUGGUGCCCCGUUUGGCUGGGGUGGGCAAUCACAGUUCCCCCCAGCUCGGGGAGAGCAUGUUUCAGCACCAGACGUCCGUCUCCCAUCAGCCCGUGGUUCGGCAGUGUGGGCCGCAGACCAGCCUCCAGUCCCCUGGCAGCAUACAGCCUGCCGAGUUCCUGUACUCCCACGGGGUACCGCGAACCCUCUCUCCUCAUCAGUACCACUCUGUCCAUGGGGUGGGCAUGGUGCCAGAGUGGAGUGAGAACAGCUAAGACUGAGCAAGGGACUUUGAUGGCAGACAUGAAAGACAAGGGAGAAUGAGAGACAGAAACCUUAUUUGGCAAGAUUUCCUCAAAGCGGACCCUCGCGCCAAUUGGACGCUGAUUUGAAACCACAAUUCAAAAAAUGUGACUUCUUUGUUUUGUUUCAAAAACUCAAAAAAAAAAUCCAACCCCACUGAAAAAACAAACCUGCUCCGUGGUUCCCUCUCCUCUCACCUUCCAACCCACCUUCUGUGUCUACCCUGAGGCCUGAGCUGCGUUUCUGCAUCUCAACACCAAAGCUGUAACUAGGGUAGGCCAACCAGAGCUUGGCCCCCAGGUGCCCUGGUUUAGAGGGCAUAGCCAGCUCUUGCAGUCAAUCAAUCAACACAUCAAGUCAACAAACAUUCAGUAAGUGCUUACAAUGUGCUAAUUAACACUGUGUUAAUUGCUGAGGAUACAAAGAAAGGUGAAAACAACCCAAUGACCUCAAGAAACUCACAUUCUAAUGGGGGAGACAUAUUAAAGUGCCUACUAUGUACCAGGCACUGUGUUAGGAGCCGAGGAUACCGAUACAGAUAAUAAAGUAUUUCCGAUCUGAGACUUCCAUGAGCUCCUUCCCCUUUUUCCUUCCAUGAGCUCCUUCCCCUUUUUCCUUUGUCCCCUGGUGACCUUCAUCAUCCUCCCAGCAGUAGCCUCACCAAUGGCAAUGUUUCAGGGUCCUUGUCUCCCCCUUUCUCCCCAACUCUUGGUAACUGAUAUCAACCUUUCUUGCCACUUGCCCCAAGCACUGUUUUGGGUGCUUGUUCUUGUGUUGCGACUCUGCUCAAAACAAAUUCAACAAAUCAAGCUAAGAAUCCUUUAAAAGUGCCUACUAUGUACAAGGCACUGUGCUAGGUGCUGGUGAUACAGAGACAGAUUUUAAAAAAGGAAAGAAAA
Sarcophilus harrisii (Tasmanian devil) is the source of this 3067-nucleotide messenger RNA. It is a transcript of the gene TBX5, whose product is annotated as T-box transcription factor 5. The coding region runs from base 584 to 2140 and encodes 518 amino acids. Gene Ontology annotation, biological process: pattern specification process; cell fate specification; cardiac left ventricle formation. Gene Ontology annotation, molecular function: RNA polymerase II cis-regulatory region sequence-specific DNA binding; DNA-binding transcription factor activity, RNA polymerase II-specific. Gene Ontology annotation, cellular component: nucleus. The record is from RefSeq and is a predicted model, not a curated record. Lineage: Eukaryota; Metazoa; Chordata; Mammalia; Dasyuromorphia; Dasyuridae. The transcript has 9 exons.